AUGUCUGCCACGACCACUACAACCGCUACGAGGGGCUCCCUGUCCGUCCUGGCCGACUAUGAGGUUCACCACAGCGGAUCUGAACAGGUCAAUGCGCCUACUACACAUCUGCGCAUGUCGAACCAGCCUCGGAAUGGCCGUCUCACUGGCGUCGGAUGCCAGCCCGAGUAUGCCUUUAUCCAGAUCAUGUUGCACGGCUGCUGGAUUAAUUCUACAAUGGCGAAGCUGUGGGGGGCGACGGGGGGGAAGAUUAAUGACAAGAUCUUCUAUUACGAUAUUGGUGGAGAGUUCUAA
Penicillium oxalicum is the source of this 294-nucleotide messenger RNA. RefSeq lists its product as uncharacterized. The transcript is spliced from 3 exons. Bases 1 to 294 code for a protein of 97 amino acids. NCBI's taxonomy places the organism in Eukaryota, Fungi, Ascomycota, Eurotiomycetes, Eurotiales, Aspergillaceae. The record is from RefSeq and is a predicted model, not a curated record.